UUUGAGUAUACGUGGCUGCUGACAAGAAAGAUAUAUACCCUUGCAUGACAGUUAUAGAUGAAUAUCAUUGAACUUGAGAUUACUCAUUUUUUUCUAUUGCCAUAUCAUUUGUAACGAACAAAUAUGUAUUUACUUUAUUAUAUUGUAAUAUGAUAUAUGUGUAUACGUGUCAUUGCAUAUAACAGAAGGUUAUAUGCUGUUCAAUAAAAUGGCGUCCAUUUCCUUUCACUGCACAGACUCUAGCUGUUAUAGCGCAUACGUCAAUGAAUUAUAAUUAACGUUUUCCUCAUUUGAUAUUUAAAUUUUACAUGCAUGUUUUAACCUUUUAGGUUAAUGGUCGAUUUCACAUCGAUAUGUUCCUUGUUCAGUAUGCCGCAAUUAAUUUUAAUUGCCUCAAAGGCGUCAAAUGCUGGAAUUAACGGUCGAUCACAAAUGACGGCGAUGAAUGGGAAGAGACCACCCUCUAUCCCAUCGCGAUACCAAUCUGAAAUUAUAGCUCAACAUUUUGAUUUAAUUAAGUAUAUUUAUGAUUCAUGGAAUAGUGUAUCCAAGGAAUUUGAUAUGUGUAAUCAGCCACACAGUAAUUCUUCUAAUUAUAGAAAUGGAGCAUCCGUUACAUAUUACCAGGAACGAGAACCUAAUCCACAACUUAAAGAUUUCGAACCUUUCAACCUUGAAGCUUGGUGGGGACAACGAGUUGUUCAAAGUAUCACUAGAAGUUCAAAUUCCUAGUGCCAGGCUCAUCGUAUUGAUUACAAUCGAACAUUCUCAAAUAGGCAUAAGAAACAGAAAAGAUAAAUUCAGAGCUGCCGGAGAAAAACUUUUUCCAUUUCUAGAAACAAUUAAUUGUAUACUCGAAUACAAAUAAUGAGAGGAGGAUAGGUAUAGGUAUAAAUAAGUAUCUAGCAAUCAAUUUUGAAUCUUUUGAUAACAAAGUAGAGUAUUAGCGAAUAAUCAAAGAAGAAUAUUGAAAGGGAAGAGAUAGGGAAAGAGCAGGGUUAUGAAAUGGCAUUCCUCUGACGUUUUAUCAUAUUUUAAUAUAAUAUUGCCUCUUCCUGGAUAUUUUUACUCGUCGCGUUUUUUAAAAGUAUGUUACUGGUAUAAUUGGACAUAAGCCUGUUUCUGAUAUUAUCUUUCUACAAUUUGAGAAUCGAUGCAUAAAUAUUAAGAAAUAUAGUGCAUGUCGAAGCUAUUUAUUUUAUUUGCCAAAAAGCAAACGUAAUUGUAAGAAAUAGUUUGUUACAAAUGAAAUUUUCGUUGUUACUUAAGGAUAAACCUAGUAUAAUUAUUGAUCUUUUUAUCUGUUUUGUAAUUAAAACUUGAACACGGAAUGAUAAACGGAGAAAUUCUGAAAAAAUUCCAUCUAUUUCGAAUUAAAGGAAUCAUACGAGAGACGAGCUGAGCUUUUAAAGUUUAUGCAUACAUGUAUUUUUCCAGAGAUUGCAUUUCAGAUUUUUAAUAAAUUUUUCCAUUUAUACGUAUAUAACGAAAUCGCACUUCAAUGUAAAAGCAUAAAUAUGUUCUGAGAUUAUCUAAAAGAAAGUUUAUUCACGUACAAGAGUGUAGUGAAACGCACCUAUAUCUUUGACAACAAACGAACAACCUUUAACUUUUACUCAAAUAGUGUGAUAUACAUAUAAAUAUAUUACAAUUUUAAAUACAAUUAAAUAUUAAAUAUUAGUUAUGUACAUUUAUUAUAUAUGUAUGUAUGUAAUGUACAACCAUGCGUGUAUAACUCUUCUAUAAGAUCCAUCUCAUAACGUUUUUUAAUGAUAAACAACAAUAACGACUAACGUUUUUUGUAAACACGUGACAUCUUUACCAAUUGCUACUAGCGGUAUUUUUUUAUGUACAAUUCAAUACCAUGAGUAUUACUACGGUUAUGAUAAACCUAGUUCGAUACUGUUACGUGUUACGAGCAUUGUUGUAAUAUUAGGAAUUCGUGCACCUCGAAAAACAAUAGGCAUUGUUGUGCAUAAGCGUUAUUGAGUUAGUAUCUUGAUAUAAUCAAAUAUUUCACUAUUAUCACAGUAUCGUGAGUCUUUACCGAUCAUGGUUUGAGCUUGAUUUAUUGCGUUAGAUUUUAAUAUCUUGACCGUUCGUUCCAGGUUCCAGAGAUUUCUCUCUAUCGCACGUUUUUCACUAUUGAGCAUCUAUAUUUGAUUAAAUAAAGUCUACAUUUUGUACCAAUUAUAAUGAAAAAAUCAUUGUACUUUUCUCGAUUGUAUUGUAUGAAAUAUAAGAAAUAUAUAAAUUAA
Molecule: messenger RNA, 2258 nt
Organism: Megachile rotundata (alfalfa leafcutting bee)
Lineage: Eukaryota; Metazoa; Arthropoda; Insecta; Hymenoptera; Megachilidae
Product: MAPK regulated corepressor interacting protein 2
Source: RefSeq, a predicted model, not a curated record